CAAAUCAAUUGUAAAUCUCGCCCGGUUCAAACUUCAAAGAGCAGUGCAAUCAUAAACCCUCUUAUCUACAAUGGCGUCAAUCGCCACCGGCUCCGGCCAAUUCCUCACCCUCCGUCACCGUCGCACCCGCUCUAACCUCCCACCUCCACCCUCCUCCGCCUCCAUCACUACCUCCACCAUCAAAUCCCAAAAAAUCUCAUCUCAAAACCCUAACAAACCCCAACGCUCAAACCCUAGCUUAUUCUCCGUCAAAAACCUCGCCAUUUCGGCUGCAGCCGGUGUUCUGUUCCACGUAGCGUAUAAAAAUCCGUCCAGAAUCGGCCUCUCCGGUGGUAACGGCAACGGAGGAGCUUCCGGAGGUGGUAGCGGCGGCGGCGGUGGUGGUGGUGGUGGCGGAGGCGGUGGCGGGUGGUGGAGGAGGUUGUUGUCACCUGAAGCUAAUGCAGAUGAGAAUCAGUCAUCAGAAUGGGAUUCACAUGGAUUACCAGCUGAUAUUGUUGUUCAAUUGAACAAACUUAGUGGAUUUAAAAAGUAUAAGGUAUCUGAUUUAGUGUUUCUAGAUAAACUUAAGUCUGUUACUGUAGGUUCAGAUGAUUCGUUUUUCGAAAUGGUUUCGAUUAAAGCGGGUGGUGUGUACACCAAAGCUCAGUUACAGAAAGAGCUAGAAACCCUAGCUACUUGUGGUAUGUUUGAGAAAGUCGAUUUAGAAGCGAAAACUAACGCAGAUGGAACGGUAGGUUUGACGGUGUCGUUUAACGAGAGUACGUGGGAAGAGGCUGAUCAUUUUAGGUGUAUUAAUGUGGGAUUGAUGCAACAGUCGAAAACCGUUGAUAUGGAUGAUAAUAUGACUGAGAAGGAAAAGAUGGAUUAUAUGAGGAGUCAGGAGCGGGAUUAUCGGAGACGGAUGGAUCGCGCGAGACCGUGUAUGUUGCCGAGAUCGGUUCACGGUGAGAUUUUGCAGAUAUUGGGGCAGGGGAAUGUGAGUGCUAGAAUGUUGCAGAAUAUUAGGGAUAGGGUUCAGAAAUGGUAUCAUGAUGAAGGGUAUGCGUGUGCUCAGGUUGUGAAUUUCGGGAAUUUGAAUACGAAUGAAGUUGUUUGUGAGGUGGUGGAAGGUGAUAUUACUCGGGUUGUGAUUCAGUUUCAAGAUAAACUUGGGAAUGUGUGUGAAGGGAACACUCAAAUUGGGGUAGUGAAACGAGAAUUGCCUAAACAGCUUCAAAAGGGGAAUGUUUUCAACAUUGAAGCCGGAAAGCAGGCAUUGCGUAACAUUAAUUCGCUAUCUUUAUUUUCAAAUAUUGAAGUUAAUCCACGCCCAGAUGAGAAAAACGAGGGUGGAAUUAUCGUUGAAAUUAAGCUUAAAGAACUCGAGCAAAAAUCAGCUGAAGUCAGUACUGAAUGGAGUAUCAUUCCUGGACGUGGGGGCCGUCCUACUUUGGCUUCAAUCCAGCCUGGUGGAACUGUAUCUUUUGAGCAUCGGAACAUCAAAGGGCUUAAUAGAUCUCUUCUUGGUUCCGUGACCACUAGUAACUUUCUUAAUCCUCAGGAUGAUCUUGCCUUUAAGCUCGAAUACGUGCAUCCUUACUUAGAUGGUGUAACUAAUUCCCGCAAUCGCACUUUGCGUACAAGUGUUUUCAACAGCAGAAAACUCAGCCCAGUUUUCACAGGUGGGCCCGGAGUGGAUGAAGUUCCUCCUAUAUGGGUUGAUAGAGCUGGCGUCAAAACCAAUAUUACUGAGAAUUUUACUCGUCAAAGCAAGUUUACAUAUGGAAUUGUAAUGGAAGAGAUAACAACACGUGAUGAAAGUAGUCAUGUUUCUGCAAAUGGUCAAAGGGUUUUGCCAAGUGGCGGUAUUAGUGCAGAUGGCCCGCCAACAACACUAAGCGGGACCGGUGUAGACCGAAUGGUAUUUGCACAAGCAAAUAUUACUAGAGAUAACACCAAGUUUGUCAAUGGUGCAAUCGUUGGUGAGAGAAACGUGUUUCAGCUUGAUCAAGGGUUGGGCAUUGGCAGCAAGUUCCCGAUUUUCAACCGUCACCAACUAACAAUGACGAAGUUUAUUCAACUGAAGGAAGUAGAAGAAGGCGCCGGCAAACCACCGCCUCCUGUGCUUGUUCUUCAUGGUCAUUACGGUGGUUGUGUGGGUGACCUUCCUAGUUAUGACGCAUUUACCCUCGGUGGACCCUACUCUGUUAGGGGUUACAACAUGGGCGAGAUUGGUGCUGCUAGAAAUAUCCUUGAGCUUGCGGCUGAAAUACGUAUACCAGUGAGGAAUACACACGUAUAUGCAUUUGCAGAACACGGGAAUGAUCUGGGGAGUUCGAAAGAUGUGAAAGGAAACCCAACUGAGGUUUACAGGCGAAUGGGUCAGGGUUCAUCGUAUGGUGUUGGGGCUAAACUGGGGUUGGUGCGUGCGGAAUAUGCUAUUGAUCACAAUUCAGGGACUGGUGCGUUGUUUUUCAGGUUUGGUGAGAGAUUUUAAUAAUUUUUGUUAGUUAUUCGGUUUUUUUGCGACUUGGAUAAAAAGGUUCUUGUGUGAGAGAUUUAAACCCAAGUGUCGUGUAGAAGAUUUAAACCCAAGUUUGGUGUAGAAUAUUAAUGAUUUUACUUGAAUCAAGUUGAGAUGACUUGUUGACAAAGGCCUAAUGUUUUGAAUU
Molecule: messenger RNA, 2654 nt
Organism: Helianthus annuus (common sunflower)
Lineage: Eukaryota; Viridiplantae; Streptophyta; Magnoliopsida; Asterales; Asteraceae
Product: protein TOC75-3, chloroplastic
Exons: 7
Coding region: 71-2479 (802 amino acids)
Biological process (GO): protein import into chloroplast stroma; chloroplast organization
Cellular component (GO): chloroplast outer membrane
Molecular function (GO): protein-transporting ATPase activity
Source: RefSeq, a predicted model, not a curated record